Ilyonectria robusta is the source of this 729-nucleotide messenger RNA. RefSeq lists its product as uncharacterized. NCBI's taxonomy places the organism in Eukaryota, Fungi, Ascomycota, Sordariomycetes, Hypocreales, Nectriaceae. The transcript is spliced from 6 exons. The record is from RefSeq and is a predicted model, not a curated record. The coding region runs from base 1 to 729 and encodes 242 amino acids.
AUGGUGCUGAUGAUCCGACUGCAAUCCAUCAAUUCAUGGUUCAGAUGGCCGUUCGAGAAGAGCCUGUUCAGCAUCCGCGCCCGGCCGGACAAGCGAGCCAGCCGUAACAAGCGAGGGCAACGCCCAAGAGAGAAGGUUUGGACGAAAAGAGAAUCAGGAUACGAAAGCUGGGAUGGAUUGGCUUGGCUUGGCUUGGAUUGUGGAAUACGAUCAGUCUCCGGCGCAUCUCGAUCAAGCAAGUCCCAAGGAGGAGUGGAGAUGAAGAGACAGCCCACAUCACCACCGCAUCUCUCGCCAUUGCAAUCCCUCAUUGGGUGUGGUGAAGUGAUGCCGAUGCGCGCGCGUUUUCUAGCAUCCCCUCUCCCCAGGACAGGCGGCAUUCCUCGUCUGCUGUGGGCGUUUUUCCUCUUGGAUGUUCAUGCUCCCCGGUCAUUGAAUUGUCAACCAGUGAACCGAGCAAACACCAGCCCGUGGCAUCUACUGGAGGCCGCUGCCGAUUCGACAGAGCGAGAUUGCUUUCAAGACCCCGUGAUCUGCGUCGAGUCAAAAGAGCACUCCUGGAGUAGGCCACCAUUCUUACGAGGUAGCACUACGGUUCGUGUACGUACCAUUGGAUCAAUGCUCGGCGUGGCUGGCAAAAGGGAUUACAGUGGGAGUGACUUCAAUUACGACCCGAUAAGAGCUGAUAAGAAAGCGAGAAUAAGCCGAAUCAUAGCUACGGGGGACUGA